AUGGGGACGCGCUGGAGGAUGUCCCGGGAAGGUGCCGGGGACAUGGGCAGCAAACUGGCCACACCGGACGGUGACCCCGCCGGGCGGUGUCCUGGGACGGAAGACAUUCACGCCGCAUACAAGCGGGGCGACCCCAGCAGAGCCCGCCACCUGCUCAGGGAAGUCUGUGACGGGUGCGCCUCCCAGCGGGAAAAGGGCCAGCUCCUGAGCAUCGCAGCGGCCUACGGGGACCUGGAGACCGUCCGCUAUCUUCUCACCGAGAGGCAGGUGGCGCUGCCGACGGAGCCCACGGACGACAACCCCGCGGUGGUGGCGGCGCACUUCGGGCACACGGAGGUCGUGCAGGAAUUGCUCGAGUCUUUCCGAGGUCCCUGCAGCCUCCAGCGGCUGCUGAACUGGAUGCUGGCCCUGGCUUGUCAGCGAGGCCACCUGGGGCUGGUGAAACUCCUGGUCCUGACAUACGGGGCCGACCCCGAGAGCUACGCGGUCAGGAAGAACGAGUUCCCUGUCAUCGUGCGCUUACCCCUGUACGCGGCCAUCAAGGCAGGGAAUGAAGACAUCGCCAUCUUCCUGCUUCGCCAUGGGGCUUUCUUCUGCUCCUACAUCUUACUGGACAGUCCCGAACCCAGCAAACACCUGCUCCGGAGCUUCUUCAUCGAGGCCAGUGCCUUGCCCAGCAGCUGUUCAGGGAAAGUGCCUCUCCGUGUGAAGUGGGCUCACCUCAAGCUGCCCUGGGUGGACAUCGACUGGCUCAUCGACAUCUCCUGCCAGAUCACGGAGCUGGACCUGUCGGCCAACUGCCUGGCCUCCCUCCCGUCUGUCGUCCCCUGGGGGCUCAUCAACCUGCGGAAGCUGAACCUCUCGGACAACCACCUGGCCGAGCUGCCCGGCGUGCAGUCCUCCGACGAAAUCAUCUGCUCCAGGCUCCUGGAAGUCGACAUUUCCAGCAACAAGCUGGCCCACCUCCCGCCGGGGUUCUUGCACCUCUCGAAGCUGCAAAAGCUGACGGCUUCGAAAAACUACUUAGAGAAAUUGUUUGAGGAAGAAAGUGCCACCAACUGGAUCGGUUUGCGGAAGCUGCAGGAGCUGGAUGUUUCCGAUAAUAAACUGACCGAACUCCCGGCGACGUUUCUUCAUUCUUUCAAGUCACUCCAUUGCCUGAAUGUCUCCAGAAAUAAGCUGAAGGUGUUCCCAGAUGCCUGGGCCUGCCCGUUGAAAUGCUGCAAAGCAUCCCAGAAUGCCCUGGAAUGUCUGCCAGACAGAAUGGCCGUGUUCUGGAAAAACCACCUGAGAGACGUGGAUUUCUCCGAAAACGCACUCAGAGACGUCCCCCUGGGCCUCUUCCAGCUGGACGCCCUGGUGUCCUUGAAGUUGCAGGGCAACCAGCUGGUGGCCGUGCCCCCUCCGGAGAAGUGGACCUGCACUCAGCUGAAGACGCUGGAUCUCUCCAGAAACCAGUUUGGCAAAAAUGAAGAUGGACUGAAAACAAAGCGCAUUUCCUUCUUCACCACCAGGGGGCGCCAGCGGUCAGGGACUGAGACAGCGUGCCCGCUGGACUUCCCGGCCUUCCUCAGCGAGUCCCUGGAGGUCCUCUGCCUGAACGACAACCACCUGGACGCGGUGCCCCCCUCGGUGUGCCUGCUGAGGAGCCUGUCGGAACUCUACCUGGGAAACAAUCCAGGCCUGAGAGAGCUCCCUCCCGAGCUGGGGCAGCUGGGCAACCUCUGGCAGUUGGACAUCGAAGACCUGAACAUCAGCAACGUGCCCGCGGAGAUCAGGAAAGAAGGCCCCAAGGCCAUGCUGUCCUACCUGCGCGCCCAGCUGCGGAAGGCGGAGAAGUGCAGGCUGAUGAAGAUGAUCGUGGUGGGGCCCCCGCGCCAGGGAAAGUCCACGCUGCUGGAGAUCCUGGUUGAGUCCAUCGAGUUCAGCGUCUGGGACAUCGGCGGCCCGGCCAGCAUGGCCACGGUCAACCAGUGCUUCUUCACCGACAAGGCCCUGUACGUGGUGGUGUGGAACCUGGCGCUGGGGGAGGAAGCCGUGGCCAGCCUGCAGUUCUGGCUGCUCAACAUCGAGGUGAGAGACCCGGCCCGUCGGCGGGCGGUGGUGGGAACCCACCUGGACCUGAUCGAAAGCAAGUUCCGCGUGGAGAGGAUCGCGACGCUGCGGGCCUACGUGCUGGCGCUCUGCCGGUCGCCCUCGGGGUCCCGGGCCACGGGCUUCCCGGACAUCACCUUCAAGCACCUACACGAGAUUUCCUGCAAGACCCUGGAGGGCCUGGAGGGGCUGCGGCAGCUGAUUUUCCACGUCACGUGCAACAUGAGGGACGUGGGCAGCACCAUCGGCUGCCAGCGGCUGGUGGGGAGGCUGGUGGGUACCGCAGCUGUCAUGGGGCGGGCGGCCCACCAACCAGAAGGGCCCACGUGUUGGCUGCUUCCUCAGAGAAAUGUGUGUCCUGGCCCCCCUGGCAGUCGGUCACCCCGAGUCCCCUCUGCACUCUGUCUAAUGCCUCCCCCUCCCACCCUGCUGUUCACAGCCAUCAGCUUCCUCAUCGAAACCGGCGCGCUGCUGCACUUCCCGGACACCAGCCACGGCCUGCGCAACCUCUACUUCCUGGACCCCAUCUGGCUGUCCGAGUGCCUGCAGCGCAUCUUCAACAUCAAAGGCUCCCGCUCCGUGGCCAAGAACGGGGUGAUCCGGGCGGAGGACCUGCGCCUGCUGCUGGUGGGGACCGGCUUCACGCAGCAGACGGAGGAGCAGUACUUCCAGUUCCUGGCCAAGUUCGAGAUCGCCCUGCCCGUGGCCAACGACAGCUACCUCCUGCCGCACCUCCUCCCGUCCAAGCCCGGCCUGGACACCCACAGCAUGCGGUACCCCACGGCCAACACCAUCCAGAGGGUGUUCAAGAUGAGCUUCGUGCCCGUCGGCUUCUGGCAAAGGUUCAUAGCGCGGAUGCUGAUCAGCUUGGCGGAGAUGGACCUCCAGCUGUUCGAGACCAAGAAGAACAGCAAGAGCCGGCACAGGAAGGUCACCAUCUACAGCUUUGCCGGGAAUCAGAGGAAUCGCUGCAGCACCUUCCGAGUGAAGAGGAACCAGACCAUCUACUGGCAGGAAGGCCUCCUGGUCACGUUCGAUGGGGGCUACCUCAGCGUGGAGUCCUCGGACGUGAACUGGAAAAAGAAGAAGAGCGGAGGAAUCAAAAUCAUCUGCCAGUCGGAAGUGAGGGACUUCUCCGCCAUGGCCUUCAUCACGGACCAUGUCAACUCCUUGAUCGAUCAGUGGUUUCCCGCCCUGACGGCCACGGAGAGCGACGGGACGCCCCUCAUGGAGCAGUACGUGCCCUGCCCGGUGUGCGAGACCUCCUGGGCCCGGCACGCCGACCCCGGCGAGAAGGCAGAGGGCGUGCAGUACUUCGACAUGGAGGACUGCGUGCUGACGGCCAUCGAGCGGGACUUCAUCGCCUGCCCCAGGCACCCCGACCUCCCCGUGCCCCUCCAGGAGCUGGUGCCCGAGCUGUUCAUGACCGACUUCCCGGCCAGGCUCUUCCUGGAGAACAGCGAGCUGGAGCACAGCCAGGACCAGAGCAGCGUCCUGGGCCAGGGCGGCAGCGGCACCAUCAUCUACCGCGCCCGCUACCAGGGCCGGCCCGUGGCCGUGAAGCGCUUCCAGAUCAAGAAGUUCAAGAACUUCGCUAACGUCCCCGCCGACACCAUGCUGAGGCACCUGCGGGCCACGGACGCCAUGAAGAACUUCUCGGAGUUCCGGCAGGAGGCCAGCAUGCUGCACGCCCUGCAGCACCCCUGCAUCGUGUCCCUCAUCGGCAUCAGCAUCCACCCGCUCUGCUUCGCCCUGGAGCUCGCCCCGCUGGGCAGCCUCAACACCGUGCUGUCCGAGAACGCCAAAGAUUCUUCGUUCAUGCCCCUGGGCCACAUGCUCACCCAGAAGACGGCCUACCAGAUCGCCGCGGGCCUGGCCUACCUGCACAAGAAGAACAUCAUCUUCUGUGACCUGAAGUCGGACAACAUCCUGGUCUGGUCCCUGGACGUCAAGGAGCACGUGAACAUCAAGCUGUCAGACUACGGCAUCUCCAGGCAGUCCUUUCACGAGGGCGCCCUGGGCGUGGAGGGCACGCCCGGCUACCAGGCCCCAGAGAUUAGGCCACGCAUCGUGUACGAUGAGAAGGUAGACAUGUUCUCCUACGGGAUGGUGCUCUACGAGCUGCUGUCGGGACAGCGGCCCGCGCUGGGCCACCACCAGCUGCAGAUCGCCAAGAAGCUGUCCAAGGGCAUCCGCCCGGUGCUGGGGCAGCCGGAGGAGGUGCAGUUCCAUCGGCUGCAGGCGCUCAUGAUGGAGUGCUGGGACACGAAGCCCGAGAAGCGACCGCUGGCCCUGUCCGUGGUGAGCCAGAUGAAGGACCCGACCUUCGCGACCUUCAUGUACCAGCUGCCCUGUGGGAAGCAGACCGCCUUCUUCUCGUCCCAGAGCCAGGAGUACACGGUGGUGUUCUGGGACGGCAAGGAGGAGUCCAGGAACUACACGGUGGUGAACAUGGAGAAGGGCCUCCUGGAAGUGCAGAGGAUGGGCUGCCCGGGCAUGAAGCUCAGCUGCCAGAUCAAGGUCCAGAGCUCUCUCUGUACGACCCUGUCGUUUUCAAAGUUUCUACAAAGGACAGAGAUGCGACAACAAGCCACCAGAGAGCCUUUAGGGUUUCCGAGGCGGAGCGGGCCCCGUAAGGACGUCUGGCCCGUGUCCGCCGGGUCUCACGCGGCCCGUCUGCCUCUGCAGGACCAGAAGAUCUACAUCUACAGCCUCAAGGGCAUGUGCCCCUUAAACGCGCCCCAGCGGGCCUUGGACACGCCGGCCGUGGUCACCUGCUUCCUGGCGGUGCCUGUGUUGAAGAAGAAUUCCUUCCUGGUGCUGGCGGGCCUGGCGGACGGGCUGGUGGCAGCGUUCCCCGUGGUGCGGGGCGCCCCUGAGGACAGCUGCUCCUACCUGUGCUCGCACACGGCCAACAGGUCCAAGUUCAGCAUCCCGGACGAGGACGUGCGGCAGAACCCCUACCCCGUGACGGCCAUGGAGGUGGUGAACAGCGGGUCCGAGGUCUGGUACAGCAACGGGCCGGGCCUGCUGGUCAUCGACUGCGCCGGCCUGGACAUCAGCCGGCGGCUGGAGCCCUACGCGGCCCCGUCGGUGGUCACCUCGCUCGUGUGCAGCUCGGACUGCGGGGGCGAGGAGGUGGUCUGGUGCCUGGACGACAGGGCCAACCUCUUGGUCAUGUACCAUUCGGCCACCUACCAGCUGUGCGCCCGCUACUUCUGCGGGGACCCGAACCCUGGGAGGGACGUGUUUCCCGUGCACCCCUCGGGCCUGGAGCCGCCGGACGGCCCCGUGGCCAGCCGGCAGGAGCCCGAGGCGGACUCCAUCGCCGACGUGAGCAUCAUGUACAGCAAGGAGCUGGGCACGCAGAUCCUGACGCACCAGGACUCGCUGACCGACUACUGCUCCAUGUCGUCAUACUCCUCGUCCCCCCGGCAGCGGGCCCCCCUGUCCCCGGACAGUUCCUCCAGCAUCCUCUUCUCCACCGACGGGGAGGGCUCGGACCGGCUGCUCGAGCCCACGGCCGGUUCCGACAGGUCCGAGCAGGAGCUGAGCCCCGUGGACGGCGAGGCGUUCAGCCAGCACCUGCAGGCCGUGAAGGUCCUGGCUGUGAAGGACGUCAUCUGGGUGCCCAGGCGCGGAGGAGAUGUUAUCGUCAUCGGCCUGGAGCGGGACGCGGGCGCCCAGCGGGGCCGAGUCAUCGCCGUCUUGAAAGCCCGAGAGCUGACGUCAAGGGGGGCUCUGGUGGAUGCGGCCGUGGUGGCCAAGGACACCGUCGUGUGUGGCUUCGAGGACGAAAGCAGCGAGUGGUGCCUGGCCGUGUGGCGGGGCUGGGGCACCCGGGAAUUUGACGUCUUCUUCCAGGCCUACGAGGAGCUGGGCCGGCUGGAGGCCUGCGGGCGCAAGAGGAGGUAGCGCCGCCCACGGAAGGAGCAUCGC
Molecule: messenger RNA, 6033 nt
Organism: Myotis brandtii (Brandt's bat)
Lineage: Eukaryota; Metazoa; Chordata; Mammalia; Chiroptera; Vespertilionidae
Gene: LRRK1
Product: leucine-rich repeat kinase 1
Exons: 32
Coding region: 1-6009 (2002 amino acids)
Biological process (GO): protein phosphorylation
Molecular function (GO): protein kinase activity; protein binding; ATP binding
Source: RefSeq, a predicted model, not a curated record